Molecule: messenger RNA, 3878 nt
Organism: Salvelinus sp. IW2-2015
Lineage: Eukaryota; Metazoa; Chordata; Actinopteri; Salmoniformes; Salmonidae
Product: exportin-2
Biological process (GO): protein import into nucleus; protein export from nucleus
Cellular component (GO): cytosol; nuclear envelope
Molecular function (GO): small GTPase binding; nuclear export signal receptor activity
Source: RefSeq, a predicted model, not a curated record
AUACUUGAUCAAUCAAUAAUUGUGAUCAAUUCAUUAGUCAAUAUUUUAUAUACAAUCUCGUCCGAACACUCGCCCAUGCCAUUCCCUUCUUUCCAGCGUGGUUUUCCAAACUUGUUUGCGCACGCCCAGUGCACAGACCACCCAGUGGCUUGAGAAUUUUGAAAGCCAUUUCGUCCGGCAGCAGCGAAUAACAGCACAGACGCCGGCUGAGACAACAAAAAGCAAGAGAAGGGCACCAUGGAGCUGAAUGAUGGAAACCUUCAGACACUCACAGAAUUUAUGCGCAAAACUCUGGACCCGGAUCCAUCCGUCAGACGUCCAGCUGAAAAGUUUCUUGAGUCAGUUGAAGGGAACCAGAACUACCCGAUAUUGCUGCUUACAUUAUUGGAGAAAUCUCAAGACAACGUGAUCCGGGUGUGUGCAGCUGUCACCUUCAAAAACUACAUCAAGAGAAACUGGCGCAUAAUUGAAGAUGAACCAAACAAAAUCUCAGAUCCCGACCGAACCACUAUCAAGGCCAACAUUGUACAUUUGAUGUUGAGCAGCCCUGAACAGAUUCAGAAACAGUUGAGUGAUGCCAUCAGCAUCAUCGGCAGAGAGGACUUCCCUAUGAAGUGGCCGGACCUCUUGACAGAGAUGGUGACCCGCUUCCAGAGCGGAGACUUCCACAUCAUUAACGGAGUGCUCCGGACCGCACACUCACUUUUCAAGAGGUAUCGACACGAGUUUAAGUCGAAUGAGCUGUGGCUGGAGAUUAAACUGGUGUUAGACACGUUUGCGAGUCCACUGACUGAACUCUUCAAGGCCACCAUUGAGCUGUGUCAGACCCAUGCGACGGACAUCAACGCUUUGAAGAUCCUCUUCUCGUCCCUUACUCUGAUUUCAAAGCUCUUCUACAGUCUCAACUUCCAGGACCUUCCUGAGUUUUUUGAGGACAACAUGGAGACCUGGAUGUCUAAUUUCCAUAACUUGUUGACCUUGGAUAACAAGCUACUACAAACAGAUGAUGAAGAGGAGGCAGGUCUUCUGGAGCUGCUCAAAUCUCAGAUCUGUGACAACACUGCUCUUUACGCCCAGAAGUACGAUGAAGAGUUCCAGCCUUACCUGCCUCGCUUUGUCACUGCUAUCUGGAACCUGCUGGUCUCCGCUGGCCAGGAGGUCAAGUAUGAUCUGCUUGUGAGCAAUGCUAUUCAGUUCCUGGCAUCUGUGUGUGAAAGGCCCCACUACAAGCAUCUUUUUGAGGACCAGAACACACUCACCAGCAUCUGUGAGAAGGUCAUUGUGCCUAACAUGGAGUUCAGAAGUGCUGAUGAGGAGGCUUUUGAGGAUAACUCUGAAGAAUACAUCCGAAGAGAUCUUGAAGGAUCAGACAUAGACACUCGGCGCAGGGCUGCUUGUGACUUAGUGAGAGGCCUGUGUAAGUUCUUUGAGGGCCCGGUUACAGCCAUCUUCUCUGGCUAUGUGAACUCCAUGCUGGGGGAGUAUGCCAAGAACCCAGUGGUGAACUGGAAGCACAAAGACGCUGCCAUCUACCUGGUCACAUCUCUGGCCUCUAAAGCCCAGACAGCGAAACAUGGUAUCACGCAGGCUAACGAGUUGGUGAACCUCACAGAAUUCUUUGUGAACCACAUUCUCACAGACCUCAAUUCCCAAAACGUCAAUGAGUUUCCAGUGUUGAAGGCUGAUGCCAUCAAAUACGUCAUGAUCUUCAGGAGUCAGUUGCCCAAAGAGCAGCUGCUGCAGGCUGUCCCUCUGCUUGUGGCCCACCUGCAGGCGGAGAGCACAGUGGAACACACCUACGCUGCCCACGCCCUGGAGAGACUCUUUACCAUGAGGGGCCCCAACAACUCCACACUUAUCACUCCUACAGAGAUGGCCCCCUUCACGGAACAGCUGCUCAACAACCUGUUCAAAGCCCUGGCUCUGCCUGGCUCAUCAGAGAACGAAUAUAUCAUGAAAGCCAUCAUGCGCAGCUUUUCCCUCCUGCAGGAGACCAUUGUUCCUUACAUCCCUACACUGAUUGGCCAGCUCACUCACAAGCUCCUCCUCGUUAGCAAGAACCCCAGCAAGCCUCACUUUAACCACUACCUGUUUGAAUCCCUGUGCCUGUCUAUCCGGAUCACCUGCAAGGCCAACCCUACCACGGUGGGCAGCUUUGAGGAGGCCCUCUUCCCAGUCUUUACUGAGAUCCUACAGAAUGACGUACAAGAGUUUGUGCCCUACGUGUUCCAGGUGAUGUCUCUGCUUCUGGAGAUCCACACCAGCUCCAUCCCCAACUCCUACAUGGCCCUGUUCCCCCACCUGCUGCAGCCCGUGCUUUGGGAACGCACUGGCAACAUCCCCCCUCUGGUGCGCCUGCUUCAGGCCUACCUGGAGAAGGGGGCUGCCACCAUAGCCAGCUCUGCUGCUGACAAAAUACCUGGUCUGCUAGGAGUCUUCCAGAAGCUCAUAGCCUCCAAGGCCAAUGACCACCAAGGUUUCUACCUGAUGAACAGCAUCAUAGAGCACAUGCCCACGGAGUCCAUUGUUCAGUACAGGAAACAGAUCUUCAUUCUACUCUUCCAGAGACUGCAGAGCUCCAAAACGACCAAGUUCAUCAAGAGUUUCAUGGUUUUUAUCAAUUUGUAUGGUGUCAAGUAUGGAGCCAUUGCUCUGCAGGAGAUUUUUGACAGCAUACAGCCAAAGAUGUUUGGCAUGGUGCUGGAGAAGAUAGUCAUUCCAGAGGUGCAGAAGGUGUCUGGACCAGUGGAGAAGAAGAUCUGUGCCGUGGGCAUCACCAAGAUCCUCACUGAGUGCCCGGCAAUGAUGGACACCGAGUACACCAAACUCUGGACCCCCCUGCUCCAGGCCCUGAUUGGUCUGUUUGAGCUGCCAGAGGAUGACAGCAUCCCUGACGAUGAGCACUUCAUUGACAUUGAGGACACGGCCGGUUACCAGACGGCUUUCUCCCAGCUGGCCUUUGCUGGGAAGAAGGAGCACGACCCCAUCGGCGACGCUGUCAGCAACCCCAAGAUUCUGCUAGCUCAGUCCCUCCACAAGCUCUCCACUGCCUGUCCUGGACGGGUCCUCUCUAUGUUGAGCACCAGCCUGAAUGCUGAGGCCCUCCAGUACCUGCAGGGUUAUCUCCAGGCUGCAUCUGUACAGCUGGUGUGAAGACCCUACAGCUUCCACUCUGACGCGUAAUGGAGACCAUGACACUGCACAAUGACUGGGCACUGUCUGUCGGCCAUGGGCAACACCAGGACUGCGACAGACUCGCCAGGACUGAGUGGACAGAAGACUGACUGAUCGACUUUACUCAUGGUGGAUACUUGGACAAUGGGUCAACAUUUUCAUCUAUGAAUUGGGAUUUUUAUGUUUUUUUUAAGUGUUAAAAGAAAAUACAUUUAAUAUGUUACCUUUAAAGAGCGCACCAGAAUAUUUUUGGGGGGCUCAGUCCCUAAUUGGCUUCAAGUUGAGCAAGGCUGGCGUCACCAACGCUCAGCUUUGUGAAUAUAAUGCUUUGAUAUGACUUUCUGCUUAUUUGUCAUUUAUAACAACGACCGGUCAUUGUGAAUUGACAGUAUUCUAGAACAAGUAUUGGCCCCAAAACAUUAUGCUUCAAGGGAUACUUAGAUUUGGCAAUGAUUUGCUCUAUUUCCCCGGAGUUUGAUUUAACUAGUGGAUACCAUUUUUAGGUCUUUGGUCGGUAUGAAGGAAUUCAGAGGUAGUUUUGCGAACCAAUGCUAACUAACCUUAGAUACCUGUAGACUUACUCUGGGGAAGUAGAGCAAGGGCCUCAUUUACAAAAUCCUGAGGUAUCCCUUUAAUAUUUUUCUGCAUGUAGCUAGUCAUAGCAUUGUCUUUUUUGAUGUGAAUAAAGAGGCACUUGUAUAAAA